AUGAGUUCCAUCUUGCCGAUACCAAUUUACUGCCCCUUCCCGGCCCCUGGCCGAGGCAUUGCGGAGCGUUGGGAUUUCUGCGCCCUCAACGAAAAGCACUGCACCAAUUGCAAAGGCGCUUGGUGCCUCCCGGGCAACAUCACGUACUACGAUGGCACCAAGUAUAAGCCCGGCGUGGAGUAUGAGCCCAUCAGCGACCAGCGACUCACAGCGGAGAACCACACGGCCACACAGGAAGCCGAAGAGGAAGUCGCCAACGACGAUAGCCUGGACGACCUCUUUCCCGAUGGCCUGGCUGACACCGCCCACGACCUGCCAAAAGAUGCAGAGGAACCCGAAGGGGCCGAAGGAGCUGAGGACGAGGACGAACCACCGCCAUUUGCGUGAGAAGCGAUUUCUGCCAUGAUUCUGAGCUCC
Molecule: messenger RNA, 417 nt
Organism: Cladocopium goreaui
Lineage: Eukaryota; Dinophyceae; Suessiales; Symbiodiniaceae
Source: the annotation of a GenBank genome assembly